Messenger RNA from Parnassius apollo (apollo), 2445 nucleotides. The record is from the annotation of a GenBank genome assembly. Lineage: Eukaryota; Metazoa; Arthropoda; Insecta; Lepidoptera; Papilionidae.
AUGGCUCCUGGUAUUAGUGAUUUGCCGAUGCUGCCAGCGACGGCAGAAGAAAUCACUAAUGUUUCUAUGUAUACGGAAGUUGUAAAUAAAUUGGUUGCAUGCAUUGUGAAUGCGGUCAAUGAUGGCAAGAGUGUCACAGCAGCAAAUAAGCGCCUCAUUACAGUUGCUUCCGAAGAAAUAAGGAGAGCCAAUUUGGUACUUACUAAUAUUACAUCCACGUUGUCUAGUCCCGCUGAGGACCUCAAAAAUGAUAUUAUCACUUGUGUGCGUGAAGAAAUUACUCAUCUUAAGAAAUCAAUUAGCAGCCCUUCUCUAGGGCGAUCCUCUUAUGCUCAAGUUGUUUCUUCAAGCGCUAAUCAAUCACUCACGAUAAACAACCACGUUACUCCCCUCCCCGCAACCAAACCAGCGUUAAUCGUCACUCCAAAAACAGAAGUUAAAAAUAAGCAGGAAGUUAUCGACGUUUGGCGCAAAAGUAUCAGCUUCCGUGCCACCAGAUAUGCACCUGCUCGCGUUCAAACAGUGUCACACAAUAAAUUAAGGGUCGAGUUCGAUAACGAACAGCAGCGUGACGAAACUCUAACACGUUUAUUGAACUCAAAGGUAGUUACAGCUGAACCUGCACGAAAACUUAGACCCAUGAUAAUCCUCAAGGGAAUUUCUGUUGACACUCCAACUGAAGAAUUAGUGGAUAUUAUUAAAAUGCAAAAUGCUGAACUAUCUGAUACCAUUACAGAACAGGAUGACUUAAAAUUUUGCUUCAAACGCAGUAACAGAAACCCUCACCUAUACAAUGCAGUUUUUCGGGCUCAACCCACGGUUUGGAGAAAAAUCAUCAGCAUGUGUAAAUUAUCCAUCGAUCAUCAGCGUAUACACGUUGAGGAAUUUUCACCAUUUAUGCAAUGUCAUAAAUGUUACCAGUUUGGACACACAAAGAACAAAUGUACUUCGGAAAACACUGCAUGCGGUCAUUGUGCCGCAACCACACAUAAUUCUGAAAACUGUCCUAAAAGAGACAAUCCGGACUGCGCUCAGUGUAUCAACUGUGUCGCACAUAACACCAAAUUUAGCACAAAACUUGAUACCAAACAUAAGGCUACAUCCACUUAUUGCCCCAGACUGCGAGCCAUGAAAGAAAGAAUCUUAAACCGAAUUGACUAUGGAUCAACCGGCCAUUUCCAAAUUGCACUGGUGUCAGAGCCCUAUGUGGGAUCUGGCAAUAUUGUUAAACCCAUCCCUGGUAUCAACAUAUUUCAGUUCCCCAAUGGUAACAGGGUCAAAGCGUGCAUAAUGACAAAAUCUAGCUGUGAUUCCGUAAUAGGUCUAUCCCAAUUUUCAUCGGCUAAUUUCAGCGCAGUUCUAUUGAAUAUUGAGGGCAGUAAACUGUACAUAGCAUCCGUCUAUAUCGAGCCUAAUAGUGAUGAAAACAAUACAUUGCAAAGGGUAGAAAACUUUUUAAAAAUGACCAGUAACUGCCAUCAGUUGAUUGGCGGUGAUUUUAACGGUUGGCACCCUAUCUGGGGUAGCGACCGAGCAAAUUCGCGGGGAAACGAAGUUGUUGACAUUGCCUAUGGCAAUGACAUGUUUUUCUGUAAUAUAGGCCAUACUCCUACUUUUGAGACAGUUUCAUAUGGACAAGUGCGUAGUUCUUAUAUUGAUCUUACCCUUGCCUCUAGCUCUAUUUAUGACCGGAUUGGGGACUGGAAAGUUGAUCCUUUAAUCUGUCCAUCUUCUGAACACAGGGCAGUAAUAUUUUCAGUCGCAACUCGUGGUGAAAGAAGAAAAACCAACAAAACAACCAGUACGUUUAGAUACAAUACGAAUAACAUAAAAUGGGAGGAACUAAGACCUUUCUUUGAAACUAAAAUUAUGGAAUAUGUACCCCAAAAUGUUACAGUUGAACAGAUGCAGGCAAAUGAACUGGAAGAUUACAUAAUUUCAGUUACAUCGGCAAUUCAAAGAACAUGUGAUGAGCUGCUCCCAAGGUCAACUGGUCGAAAAUACCGCUGCCCUUGGUGGACAGACGAACUUGAAAGUCUCAAAAAACAAGUAAUACGCAACCAUCAUAACAUACAAAAACUUCGCCGACAAAAUAAACCACUUAAGGACGCCCUUUUGGAAAAAGAACGCUUAAAAACUGCUUAUUCAAAAACCUUUAGAGAAACUUCCACGCGAAAUUUCAGAGACUUUUGUGAAAAGCAAGGGAAGGAGGAUGUGUGGUCCGUUACAAAUAGAAUAAUCAAAUCAAACCCACCUCCGCUGCCACCAGCCACACUAAAGAAAUGCGAUGGUACAUACACCAACUCUAGCCUCGAAACCGCCCAAGCUCUUCUUAAUAAGUUUUUUCCCGAUGAUGACAUAAAUGAUACACCACUUCAAGAAGAAGCUCGGAAAAUUGCAAUUACCGUACCUAAUACUCAAGAUGAACCCCCCUUUUACCUAUGA